Molecule: messenger RNA, 414 nt
Organism: Trichomonas vaginalis G3
Lineage: Eukaryota; Parabasalia; Trichomonadida; Trichomonadidae
Exons: 1
Coding region: 1-414 (137 amino acids)
Source: RefSeq, a predicted model, not a curated record
AUGGAAAGAAAAGAACAAAUAUCUCCAGAACUUCAAGCGAAAAUAGAUGAAGAACUUGCAAAAUAUGAGUCUAUAUCGAAAGAAACAGAGCAAUUAGAGCAAACUAUUCGUACGAAAUUAAAAACGUACGAUGAAUUAUUGACAUCUUAUCAAAACGCGCUUAAAAUCAUAGUUCCCAAGAUGGAAUACUGGGGAACAGAGCGUAAAAAGCGAGUUAAACAACUUUCUAAAAACUUAAAAGAGAAAUGGGAAGAUCCUGAAAAAAUGAUACGUACCAAUCCUAAAUACUUGCAAGAUGCUCAACUAUAUGAUGCUAUCGUUCGAAUUAGAUUCAAGAAAACACUACAGUUACAGAAUUAUUAUUCAGAUCGCAAUAAUUUUAUAAGAGAAAAGGUUAAUUCAAUACUUCUUUAG